AUGGCUCCAGUAGCAAGCAAAAACACCUCCUCCUCCAACUCCAAGCUUCACAUAGCCAUGUUUCCAUGGUUUGCGAUGGGUCAUAUGACUCCUUACGUCCACCUCGCCAAUGAGUUAGCAAAAAGAGGCCACAAGAUCACAUUUUUGCUACCAAACAAAGCACGACUCGCACUGCACCACCUGAACCGUUAUCCAAACCUCAUCACCUUCCACAUCAUCACCGUUCCAAACGUGGAUGGCCUUCCUCUCGGCACCGAAACUGCUUCCGAGAUCCCCCUUUCCCUGAACCACCUUCUAGUCGUAGCCAUGGACAAAACACGUAACCAAGUGGAGCAAGUAAUGAAAUCAACAAAACCUCACUUUGUGUUAUUCGACGUCGCGUAUUGGGUGCCAGAAGCCGCUAAAAAACUUGGUAUCAAAACAAUCUGCUACCAUGUUGUUUCCGCAAUGAGCAUGGCUAUGUCAUUCGUACCUGCAAAGAUUAUUCCCAAGGACAGACCCCUCACGGUGGAGGACAUGAGCCAACCACCGCCAGGGUACCCUUCCUCCUCAAACUCAAAACUAGUCCUUCGCCGCUACGAAGCAGAACAACAGAUGUUCGCUUCUAUUCCAUUUGGAGAAGGUGGAGUUACACUUUACGACCGUACUACAACGGGUUUGAGAGAAUGUGAUGCCAUUGCAAUCAAAACAACCACAGAGGUUGAAGGUUGUUUCUGCGACUACAUAGCAAUUCAAUAUCAUAAGAAUGUUCUUUUAACUGGGCCAGUUUUAUCUGAAGAGGCUGAGGGAGAAGAGUUAGAAGAACGUUGGGCCAAGUGGCUCGAUGGGCUUGGGCUUGGGCUUGGGCUUGGACUUGGACCCGUUGUGUACUGUGCAUUUGGGUCACAGGUAAUAUUGGGAAAGGCCCAAUUCCAAGAGAUACUGCUAGGGUUAGAGAUUUCAGGUUUUCCAUUUUUGGUGGCUCUGAAGGCUCCGGAAGGUUGCGCAACCGUUGAUGAGGCGUUGCCGGAGGGGUUUGAAGAGAGGGUGAAGGGAAGGGGAAUGGUUUCGAGAGGGUGGGUCCCACGGUCGUUGAUCUUGAAGCAUGGUUCAGUGGGGUGCUUUGUGAGUCAUUGUGGGCAUGGUUCGAUGUGGGAGUCUUUGAUAUUUGACAAGCAGAUGGUGGUGGUCCCGCACAUGGCUGACCAAGUGAUGAAUUCCAAGUUGGUUGUUGAUGAGCUGGAAGUGGCAGUUGCGGUGGAAAGAGGGGAAGAUGAUGGGUGGGUUUCCAAAGAGGGAUUGAGUGAAGCCAUUAAGUCGGUGAUGGAGGAAGGUAGUGAGUUGGGUGCCAGACUGAAAAACAACCAGGCCACGUGGAAGGAAAGGGGUUGGUGUCCAAAGGUAUUAAAUGGUUACAUCGAUAGGUUUGUUCAAGAGCUUCAUCAAGAGCUACCGUCCAAAGUCAUUAAUUAA
Molecule: messenger RNA, 1452 nt
Organism: Lotus japonicus
Lineage: Eukaryota; Viridiplantae; Streptophyta; Magnoliopsida; Fabales; Fabaceae
Product: UDP-glycosyltransferase 79B3-like
Exons: 1
Coding region: 1-1452 (483 amino acids)
Molecular function (GO): UDP-glycosyltransferase activity
Source: RefSeq, a predicted model, not a curated record